AUGGCUACACAAGAGGGAACCCAAUCUAGAUCACAAUCCAUUGUAAGUUGGCCACUUGAUGUAUCUCAUCAUAUGUUGGAAUUAUGUGUGACACAACAUAAAAGUGGAAAGGGUGGAGACAAUGGGUUAAGGAAUGAGAUAUGGCUUGACAUAGCUAAAAAGUUAAAUGAGAAGUAUGGGAUGACAUAUGAUUGGAAACAAUGCCGAAACCAUUUCAAGAUUUGGAAGGCAAGAUUCAAAACGCUUAGUGAUCUGCAGAAAAAUAGUGGCAUGGGUUGGAAUGCUCAAGAGAAUAGGUUUAAUGCAGGCCAACAUGUUUGGAGUGAAUUCAAGAAGAAGGAGCAGCGAUAUUGGAAAGAGCAUAGAGUUCUACCAAUUCAUCUAGAAGUAGCUAUUUGGCUAGGCAAUGAAGUAGCCUCAGGGGUAGAUUCCAUACACGCUGCUGAUGUAGCCUAUGAUGAAGACCAAGAGUUGCCUUUCCAAGAAAUGACAUUUGAUAAUAUUGACCUUGAGACUGAAGACAUGGAGGUUGAAGGAAAAGGUAAUUCCACUCUCAAUCAGAGUACUAGCCGUUCACAUAAAAUGGCUUCUACAUCUGGCAAAAGACAAUCCCACUCAAGGAAAAAGAAAGCAGGUGUUGAUAAGAUUGCCAGUCUAUUAAAAAUGAUAGCUAAGGUGAUAUCUAUUUUAUUAACCAAAGAGAGUGAUUUAGCAACCGAGUUACAUGAAGUAAUUGAUGCCAUUCCAGGGAUUGACUUUGAGAAACAAAUAGUUAUAAAAGAGUUUUUGGUGGACAAGAAGGAUAAGGCUAAUCUAUUUUUGACUGCCCCUAUUGAAAAGAGGCCUCAAAUGAUUGAGUAUUAUCUUCGACUGAUAAGAGAGCAGGGUAAUUUUAUUUGA
Messenger RNA from Telopea speciosissima, 900 nucleotides. RefSeq lists its product as uncharacterized. Lineage: Eukaryota; Viridiplantae; Streptophyta; Magnoliopsida; Proteales; Proteaceae. The record is from RefSeq and is a predicted model, not a curated record. The coding region runs from base 1 to 900 and encodes 299 amino acids. The transcript has 2 exons.